Stegodyphus dumicola is the source of this 1931-nucleotide messenger RNA. RefSeq lists its product as uncharacterized. The record is from RefSeq and is a predicted model, not a curated record. NCBI's taxonomy places the organism in Eukaryota, Metazoa, Arthropoda, Arachnida, Araneae, Eresidae. Gene Ontology annotation, biological process: phospholipid metabolic process; arachidonate secretion. Gene Ontology annotation, molecular function: A2-type glycerophospholipase activity.
AGAAGUGUAUACGAAAAAACUUUCAUAGUGUUUGUUUGAGAUUUUGACCUUCAUUGCGGAAUCCUAAGCGGAAUGUGUUACAUCAUAAGUCUGGCUCCACGAGGGUGAAUUCUGUUUUUGAUCUAAUAUUUUUGAUAUGUGGAAUUUUAUCGUAAUCAUCAACAAAAAAGGCUCAACUCUUCUUGAUUCAACUGUGAACGUAGUUUCUGUUAGAAGUCAUCUUGGCUGCAAAACAAUUACUUGAAGAGUAGCUGCCUUCAAGAUAAGCUUUUUUUCCCUUCAGAUGGUUUCUUGUCAAACAUCAUGAGACUUUUCAUCGGAUUUCUACUGGUCUUAUCAUUGGCUUUCUUAAUAUCUUGUCGAUAUGCAUCUUGGGAUAAGAAGUUUUUUCUGCAGAGGCCAUUCGAAGCAGAAAAUGAAGUUUUAUUGAUAGUUACAAUGUCCAGAGGAAGGGAACAGGAAGUAUUAAACUGUGAAAUAGUAACAAAUGAGAAAAUUAUGAAAGAUGUUUUAAAUUUAUCACGAAAUCAUACAAUCAAGAGACCAGGUUCGGAAGAUAUGCAGGACCUUCUUGAAGAUUGUGCGAAAUUUAAUGUUCGAACGAAACGCAGCGCUGAUGAAGGAACUUAUUCUGAAAACGAUAGACGUAACACUACUAACGAUUCUCGCACUGGAAAUAACGGAAGAAAUAACUCGGGCGAAUCUCGCACAACAACUAACAGACAAAACAUUUCCAGUCAAACUCGCCCUGGAAAUGAAAACAAUACCGAUGAAUAUCGCUCUGUAAUUAAUAGACAAAACAAUUCUAAUGAAUCUUCCACUAGAAAUAGCAGAAGAAACAAUACCAGCGAAUCCAACACAACAGUUAACAGAAACUAUAUUUCCAACGAAUCUCCCAAUGGAACUAGUGGCAAAAACAAUCGUAACAAAUCCCACAGUAUGACCAACACACCAAACAAUUUCAAUGAACCUUUCAAUGACAAUAGAGGAAGAAACCAAACCAACGAACCUCGCACCGGAGCAAAUAAACAAAAUAAUUCCAAGGAUUAUCUUCCUACAAAAGAUGAACGAAGAAAUCACAAUGAAACCCGCUCUAGGAACAGCAGAAUAAAUAAUACCAGCGACAAGGAAAAUGAAUCGGAUGCUGACAGAUCAAAUGACAGUAAGAAUAAUGCAACUCUAAAUAAAUCUGCAGAGGAUUCUGGGAUUGACGUAGCAACUUCUGCCAAAGACACAGAAGAUCCUUACAACACCAUAACGACCACAGAAGGAUAUAACGGAUGGCCCGUCAUCUUUCCAGGCACAAAAUGGUGUGGAGCUGGAGAUUUAGCCAAAGAUUACGAUGAUUUAGGCAUGAACGAAGACUCUGAUCGAUGUUGCCGAGCUCAUGAUCUGUGUAAUGACACACUAGCACCAGGAGCUACAAAAAAUAAUUUGACAAACACUUCACCUUUUACUAAAUUGAGCUGUAAGUGUGAUGAAGACUUUUACAACUGCCUGGAUAGUGUUAAUAGCUUCACGUCUAAUACAAUUGGGAAUAUGUAUUUCAACAUACUAAGAAGAGAAUGUUACCAAGCAGAUUAUCCUCUUACUUCAAAAUGCAAAACAUACAGAACAUUUUUCAAGCUCUCGUGCAAAGAAUAUGAGAGAGACACGAGCGCUCCCAUGGUUUAUCAGUGGGUAUCCGCUAAAAGAUACAAGAAGAUACCAUUGCCAGGACCUCUCAGCAUAUCUUUGCCUUUUAAGUAGAAGCUUUCAAAGCAAAGGAUGAAAGGAUAUAUGAACCUUUAGGGUUCUUCUUGCAAUAUAUUUAUGGCCAUGCAACUCAUAUGCAUGAUGAACAAGUUAUGUAAAUAUGACAUAUGUUAUUAAUGUAAAUUAUCUGUUGUUAAGCACUUUUUGUCUAAAAUUAAAAAUAAUGCACUUAUCUG